UCCUAUUUUCAUGAACCUCUCCUACUUCCCGCCUUAUCUUGAUCUUUCACCCCUCUUUUUCACCUUAUUUACAUCACCUGCCACCCAUCUCUUAACCCCCUUUCACCACCCAAAUCACCAAAAUGGCAUUUCUGUAAAUUUACCAAAAACCAAGGGCUAUUAACAACAGGGAUGGAGGGUAUGGUAAACACUAAACAAACCAAAGAAAGACCCAUAAAGAUUCAAACUUUAUUAUAUUCUUGACAUCAUAGAUAUUGAUACAGUAGCUAAGCAACUGUUUUGAGCUUUGACAUUGAUGGAAAACAGCAAAUGAGGUAACAACAAAUCCAAACAGUCUUUAAAGACUCUUUACCCUACUCACUUUCCUCUUUUUAGAACCCUAAAAACUUCAUAGCACAUCAUGUUCUGUUGCAAGAUGCAAUCUUUAUUUGCUAAGAUUCAAGAAAUCCAUUGGGUUCAGAGGUUAGGGUUGUUUGGAGCCACCUAGGUUGAGAUGCAGAUCUUUGUGUUUUUAGUUUUUUCUUUAGGGUUUGAAAUUGUUACAGUUGAAAGCUCUGAAAAGGGUGUGUUUUGCAAGAAAAAAAGAAGGGUUUGGUGAAAUAUUUGGUCUUGAUCUUGUAAACAUGCUAAAAAAGUAGGUUUAUUUUGUUAUUUUUAGUUUAAUUUCAAGUGGGUAUUUGUUAUAAUUAGUGGGUUUUGGGUUUAAUAGCUGGUUUGAGAGGUUUUAGUGAAAAAAGAGAUCAAAAAGUGGAAAAAGAUUGUGUUUUUAGUGUUAAUUUCAAGUGGGUAUUUGUUAUAAUUAGUGGGUUUUGGGUUUAAUAGCUGGUUUGAGAGGUUUUAGUGAAAAAAGAGAUCAAAAAGUGUAAAAAGAUUGUGUUUUUAGUGUUAAUUUCAAGUGGGUAUGUGUUAUAAUUAGUGGGUUUUGGGUUUAAUAGCUGGUUUGAGAGGUUUUAGUUAAAAAAGAGAUCAAAAAGUGGAAAAAGAUUGUGUUUUUAGUGUUAAUUUCAAGUGGGUAUUUGUUAUAAUUAGUGGGUUUCGGGUUUAUUGGCUGGUUUAAGAGGUUUUAGUGAAAAAAAAGAUCAAAAAGUGGAAAAAGAUUGUGUUUUUAGUGUUAAUUUCAAGUGGGUAUGUGUUAUAAUUAGUGGGUUUCGGGUUUUUCGGCUGGUUUGAGAGGUUUUAGUGAAAAAAAGAGAUAAAAAGGUGAAAAAAGAUUGUGUUUUUAGUGUUUUCUAGUGUUUAUCUUUUAGGGUUUGAGAGCAUCAGAACAGAAAGCUAAGAAAAGGGUGUGAUUUGCAAGAAAAAAAGAAGGGUUUGGUGAAAUACUUGUUCUUGAUCUUGUAAACAUGCCAACAAAAUGGGUUCAAGUUAUUAGUUUUUAGCAAUUUCUAGUAUUAUUUCAAGUCGGAACGUGUUAUUAUUAGUGGGUUGUGAGUUAAUCAGCUGGUUUGAGAGGUUUUAGUGGAAAAAGAGAUCAAAAGGUGAAAAAAGACUGUUUUUUUUCUUCGGUUUUGAGUGAUGAUGGCAAUGGCCUGCAAGGAUGGUAAAGGGGCGAUAAUGGAUAACGGGAAAUAUGUUCGCUACACACCUGAGCAGGUUGAAGCACUCGAAAGACUUUAUCAUGAAUGUCCGAAACCGAGUUCUCUUCGACGUCAACAGCUCAUUCGAGAAUGCCCGAUUUUGUCGAACAUCGAGCCUAAACAGAUUAAAGUUUGGUUCCAGAAUCGAAGAUGUCGAGAAAAACAGAGAAAAGAAGCUUCACGCCUUCAAACUGUGAACCGAAAGCUGUCAGCCAUGAACAAGCUUUUAAUGGAAGAAAAUGAUAGAUUGCAAAAACAAGUGUCACACCUUGUGUACGAAAAUGGCUACUUUCGGCAGCAUACUCAAAAUACUGCACUUUCUACUAAAGACACUAGCUGUGAAUCGGCUGUGACAAAUGGUCAACACCGAUUGACACCUCAACACCCUCCACGGGAUGCUAGUCCUGCAGGACUUUUGUCCAUUGCAGAAGAAACUUUAGCAGAGUUUCUUUCGAAGGCAACCGGAACCGCUAUUGAGUGGGUCCAAAUGCCUGGAAUGAAGCCUGGUCCGGAUUCCAUUGGAAUCGUUGCUAUUUCUCAUGGUUGCACUGGAGUGGCAGCACGAGCAUGUGGUUUGGUUGCUCUCGAGCCUACACGGGUUGUGGAAAUCCUCAAGGAUCGCCCCUCGUGGUUUCGUGAUUGCCGAGCUGUUGAUAUCCUCAACGUGCUACCUACCGCCAAUGGUGGAACCAUUGAGAUCCUAUACAUGCAGCUUUUUGCUCCUACAACUUUGGCUACUGCUCGCGACUUCUUGUUGUUACGCUAUACUUCUGUGACGGAAGAUGGCAGUUUAGUGGUUUGUGAAAGAUCACUAAACAACACCCAAAAUGGUCCAAGCAUACCGUCAGUUCCAAACUUUGUACGAGCCGAAAUGCUGUCUAGUGGUUACUUAAUUAGACCCUGUGAAGGUGGUUCGAUAAUUCAUAUUGUCGAUCAUAUGAAUUUAGAGGCGUGGAGUGUCCCAGAAGUCUUGCGCCCGUUAUAUGAAUCGUCAACCAUGCUUGCUCAAAAAACUACAAUGAUGGCGUUACGUCAACUAAGGCAAAUUGCUCUCGAACUUUCACAAUCGGGUGCCCCGAAUAGUUGGGGCCGAAGACCCGCAGCAUUAAGGGCACUUAGCCAGAGGUUAAGCAGGGGUUUUAACGAGGCUCUAAACGGGUUUAACGAUGAGGGGUGGUCAUUAAUGGCAAACGACGGAGUUGAUGAUGUCACCAUUCUCGUUAACUCUUCACCCGAAAAGCUUAUGGGAUUGAACUUACCUAUUGCAAACGGGUACCCGUCAGUUAGUAAUGCCGUCUUGUGCGCGAAAGCAUCAAUGCUUUUACAGAAUGUUCCUCCGGCUCUCUUGCUUCGGUUUUUAAGGGAACACCGUUCAGAAUGGGCGGAUAACAAUAUGGAUGCUUAUUCGGCUGCCGCUGUUAAACUCGGUCCAUGUAGCCUACCGGGGGCGCGAAUUGGUAGUUUCGGAGGUCAAGUGAUUCUUCCCCUGGCCCACAUGGUUGAGCAUGAAGAGUUGUUGGAGGUUAUUAAGAUGGAGGGUGUUGGGCAUUGUCCCGAAGAAUCCUUAAUACCGAGAGAUAUGUUUCUCCUGCAACUAUGCAAUGGAAUGGAUGAGAACGCCGUUGGCAUGUGUGCCGAACUCAUAUUCGCCCCCAUCGACGCUUCUUUCGCUGACGACGCACCUCUUUUGCCUUCUGGUUUUCGUAUCAUUCCUCUUGAUCCAACUAAGGAUGGUUCGACUCCGAAUCGCACCCUCGAUCUCGCUUCUGCUCUUGAAAUCGGUGGGUCCGGGACUAAACUUUCAAGCAACCAUAAUGUUGCUAGUGGCACUGCAAGAUCCGUGAUGACAAUCGCGUUUGAAUUUGCAUGCGAGAGUCACAUGCAAGAAACCGUUGCAACUAUAGCCCGUCAAUAUGUCCGGUCCAUUAUAUCUUCGGUUCAAAGGGUUGCAUCGGCUUUAUCUCCUAACAUGAACCAUAACGGUCCCCUUCAUGCACCAUUAGGCACCCCUGAAGCACAUAUUCUGGCUCGAUGGAUUUCCCGCAGCUACAGUUGUUACUUGGGUGUGGAGCUGCUUAAAUCUGGAAGCGAAAACGUUUUGAAAUCGCUUUGGAGCCACUCGGAUGCAAUCAUGUGCUGCUCUCUUAAGGCAUUGCCAGUGUUCACGUUUGCUAACCAGGCUGGGCUAGAUAUGCUUGAGACGACAUUGGUUGCACUUCAAGACAUAAGUUUGGAAAAAGUUCUCGAUGAGCAUGGGCGAAAAGGUCUUUUCGCAGAAUUUGCACAGAUAAUGCAACAGGGUUUUGCAUGCCUUCAAGGAGGAGUAUGCUCAUCUAGCAUGGGGCGACCCGUUUCCUAUGAAAGAGCCGUGGCGUGGAAAGUACUGAACGACGAAGAAAACCCUCACUGUAUUUGCUUCAUGUUCAUCAACUGGUCGUUUGUUUGAUGAAUAGUAAGUUAUUUUGAAUUUAAAGAUUCCACUAUGUUUGGAUGGAUUCUCUUGUGGUUUGAUGUAUAAACCGGUAAACCCUACUGCUAUUUAUUACUAUUAUUGUAUGUAGUACUUGCGCCGGAUCUUGUGUUGUUCCUAGUAGCUAUGCUAUUUAUUUCGGUUGACACGCGUUUGUGGUUCGUUUAA
This is a messenger RNA of Helianthus annuus (common sunflower), 4215 nucleotides long. RefSeq names its product homeobox-leucine zipper protein ATHB-15. The record is from RefSeq and is a predicted model, not a curated record. The transcript has 17 exons. Lineage: Eukaryota; Viridiplantae; Streptophyta; Magnoliopsida; Asterales; Asteraceae. Gene Ontology annotation, molecular function: lipid binding; DNA-binding transcription factor activity; DNA binding. Bases 1516 to 4023 code for a protein of 835 amino acids.